AUGCGCGCGCACGCCCCCGCGCGCGCGCGACCGGGAACGACGACGCGUCGGCGUCGAUGGCCGCGCGCGCGGACGCGGGGCGGAACGGCGCGCGCGGCGCUGGGGGAUUCCCUGAGCGCGUGGCUCGCCUCGGCCUCGGCGCGCGGCGACGUGGACGGUGAUCUCGCCAUCGCGCUGAACUCGGUGGCGGUCGCGUGUAAGCGCGUGCGGGCGCUCGUCGCGCGGGCGCCGCUGCAGGGGAACACGGGCGCGGCCGGGGGGUCGAACGCGAGCGGGGAUGAGCAGAAAAAGCUCGACGUGCUGGCGAACGACGUCUUCGUGGACGCCCUGCGGGCGUGCGGACGGUGCUCGACGAUCGUGACGGAGGAAGAGGAGGUGCCGAUCGCGUGUGAGCGGUCGGCGAAUGGAUACGUGGUGACGUUUGAUCCGAUCGAUGGGUCGAGUAAUAUCGACGCGUGCGUGGCGACGGGGUCGAUAUUCGGCGUGUACGCCCCGGGCGCGUGCGAGGUCGACGCGAACGAUUCUCCGGAAGAUACGCUGAAAAAGUGCGUGACGAAUUCGUUGCGAAGCGGGGAGUCGCUCGUCGCGGCGGGGUACUGCAUGUACAGCUCGAGCGCCGUGUUCGUGUUGACCAUCGGCGACGGGGUGUAUCAGUUUGACUACGACGUCAACUGCGGUGAGUUUUUGAUGUCCAAGGAGCGAAUGAUGAUUCCGGAUGGAGACAACAUGCAGCGCAUCUAUAGUGGAAAUAACGGUAACGUCGAUCUAUGGGCGCCCGAGCUCAAGGCGUACGUCACGCACCUUCAAAACGGUGGAUCGGACGGCGGCAAGCCGUGGUCGUAUCGAUACGUCGGCGCCUUGGUCGCUGAUUUCCAUCGGACGCUGUGCUACGGAGGCAUCUGGUUGUACCCACCGGACGCCAAGGCGAAGGAAGGCAAGGCUCGACUCCUGUACGAGAUCGCGCCGUGCUCGAUGAUUGUCGAGCAGGCGGGCGGGAUGUCCAUGCGCGGCGCCAAGGCGGACGAGCGCGUGCUCAACGUCGUCCCCGAGCACAUCCACCAAAAGAGCCCGAUGUUCAUCGGCUCCUCGGCCGCCGUCAAGGAUUUGCAGGCGUUUCUGAAGAAGUAG
Molecule: messenger RNA, 1128 nt
Organism: Ostreococcus tauri
Lineage: Eukaryota; Viridiplantae; Chlorophyta; Mamiellophyceae; Mamiellales; Bathycoccaceae
Product: Fructose-1,6-bisphosphatase class 1/Sedoheputulose-1,7-bisphosphatase
Exons: 1
Coding region: 1-1128 (375 amino acids)
Biological process (GO): fructose 6-phosphate metabolic process; fructose 1,6-bisphosphate metabolic process; sucrose biosynthetic process
Cellular component (GO): cytosol; cytoplasm
Molecular function (GO): fructose 1,6-bisphosphate 1-phosphatase activity
Source: RefSeq, a predicted model, not a curated record